AUGACGAAGCUCAAAGGGAAGACAUGCAAUAAAGAUUACAAUCAAAGGUUGAGGUGGAGCGCCGCCGAGUGUCGGUUUAUCGCAGGAGGAGCGCCGCCUUGCUCCAGCCAGAUUCGAUUUCUGUUGCCGAUAUUGAAGUCGUCGCUUACAAGUCGCUCAUUUCAGACAACAAUCAGAGCUCUUACUUUGAGCGACUUAACGAAACAAAGUGGGCUACAUCACCGAAGAAUACAAUUGGCUAAGGAUGUCUAUCCAGACGCGGAGGUGCUUACACCUUAUGGGCGCCACCUCUGUUGUCCGGACAUUGGCGCGGGGGCUGGAGUAUAUAUGAUGGAGAAGUCCGACAACAUCGCGGGGAUCAAUCCCCGACCUGCAUCAACGAAAUCGACUGCUCUUUCACAAUCUUGCAAGGACUGCAGUAGAAGAAGAAGCACCGAUGAAUUCGAACGCGAUUUUCAGAGUCGACGGCAUCGUCGCCGUGAUUACAGGUGGCGGGACAGGUAUGCAUCCUCCGGCAAGACGUAG
Molecule: messenger RNA, 525 nt
Organism: Colletotrichum lupini
Lineage: Eukaryota; Fungi; Ascomycota; Sordariomycetes; Glomerellales; Glomerellaceae
Exons: 4
Coding region: 1-525 (174 amino acids)
Source: RefSeq, a predicted model, not a curated record